This is a messenger RNA of Symbiodinium pilosum, 2442 nucleotides long. Lineage: Eukaryota; Dinophyceae; Suessiales; Symbiodiniaceae. The record is from the annotation of a GenBank genome assembly.
AUGCCGUCUCCAAGUAAGAUCAACGGCCAGGAGGGGCAGCGCAGGCUUCCCACUAUGGCGACAGGCUUCCAGCCAGACAUCGGUGGAGGUCUGCAGGUUGGCCUUUUCCUUGGGGCCCUUGUCCUGGCUGAGGGGUGGCUGCAAGCGAACAGCACCGGCUGCUUGGAAGAAGCUACACGCUGUGAUGCCGGCAGCUUCAUUGAUGAUGAUGGUAGCUGCCGCAUUUGUCAGCGCGGGUACUACACCCCGCAGGCGAACAUGAGGAAGUGCAUGGAAUGUGAUCCAGGGCGAUUUACAGAUCAGGCUGGUACCUCAAAAUGUACUUCCUGUCCAGCAGGGCGCCAUGCCAACAGCGCGGCAAGGACGCAGUGCGAUGACUGCCCUGCAGGAACCUUUGCUUCACGGCCACAGAUGGUAGAAUGCAUUGCCUGCGAGCCUGGACGCUACACCCCAAAGGCCAGCAACUGGACGGAGUGCAAAGACUGCAAGCCUGGGCAACUGGCCAAGAAAGCUGGUCUUUCGCAGUGCGAUACCUGCUCCCCCGGUCGUGCUAACCCAGACUCAGCAUCCAGUAGAUGCGAGGAGUGUCCACCCGGCCGGUACGCUGACAAGAGAGGAGAGCAUCUUUGCCUUCAGUGCCCAGUAGGAACGAUGCAGGACGCGCCGGGGAAGGACUACUGCAAGGACUGCUUGACCUGGUACUGGCCCUUUGCUCCAAGACCGGACAGAUCCAACUGCGAGACAGCAGUCCCUGCCCUGGCUGCCAUCAUUGUUGUCUUCUUGAGCAUGAUCGGCCUGUUCGAAAUGCUUUCCAAAGUCUUAAGACACAAGAUCAUCCUGCAAGAUGUCAAGCUGGAGGUGUCGCAGAAUAAGGGGCGCCUAAUCAUCACCACCCAUGGCCCGCACCUCCUUUUGUGCAGAGGCAUUUCUCUGCGGCCCUCUGCAGGAUCUACCGCAGUUGAUGGCGUGGGCCCACCUUCGGGCACCAACACAUCCUUCCACAUCGAGAGCUCCCACGUGAAGCUGAAGCGCUCGCGGCAGAUCCCUGUUACCAUCUUCGGGAGUGGCCACCCUCACCUGGACAAAGACAACCGGCCGGAGGGCUGGGCUUUUCCGACUGCGGCUGCUGCCACAGCAUCCAUGAUUCUCAACCUUACAGAAAAGGUAAGGCCCAGCUACCCUGCCCAGAAGCCGGAGACACCUCAGUUUCGGGUGCAGGCGGUGACUAGUCAGCACCUGCUCCUGCUCGGCAGCGAUGGCCAACCUGAAACACGCGCCCUCGAAACCUCUCAAGGCUGUUUGGUCGUCACAUUCCCAUUCACCCUUUGGGGUGUUUGUCCGCUGGGAGUGCCUUUAAUCAUCCACAUCUUGCUGCUGCUGGCCUUGUCGACAGUGCCGGCCGGCCUCUUCCUGCGGGACUUUUUAAGGAUGUAUGGCUUCGUCGUUGGCUUGAGUUUGCUCACCUACUUGGCCUUGAUGGUUCUCUACGGCCGCAGGACUCCUACGCCUUUGCAGCUGAAGCUGAAACGGCACAAGCUCGACCUGGAGCAUGGGAACCCCUUGCCUCAGGAAUCUUGUCGCGGUCCAUCUCGUGCGGUGAGAGGCGGCCAACUGUGGUGUUUGUAUGACACCUUCGAGCCCUUCAUCCGCAGCCGAACGAUGUACUACGUUGUCGCCAACAUCAUCAAGCCUUUAACAAAAGAGGCCCAACUCUCCUAUGCUGAGAUGGCAGGUCCCUUUGACACUCAGUGGUUUGUGUCCCAUUUUUGGGGAACGUCCUUCUCACACUUUGUCCACACCAUCUGUAAGCAAGCGGAAUCUGCCUGCAUCCAGCAUGGCUGCGCAUGGCAGGACAUCACCUACUGGAUCUGCAGCCUCAGCAACAACCAGUGGAAGAUUAAAGAAGAGCUAGGCACCUCCUGGGAGUCCUCCUCCUUCUACCUGGCGCUCACGAGUCCGGGCUGCUGCGGAACGGCCAUGGUUGUGGACAGCCAGGCUAUGCCUCUAACCCGCGCCUGGUGCCUCUUCGAGGUGCUGCAGACCAGGCUCAAGGAGAACGAGGCGGACGACUUUCACGGCUUAUGGCUAUGUACAUCCUCAGGCGUUCUCCAUGAAGGGAGAGCCGGGGUGGAUGUGGCCAUGCGCAUCGCCGAGCGCCUCGCGACGCUGCGUCUUGAGGAUGCCACUGCGUCGGUUCAAGAGGACAAAGACAUGAUAGAUGAGCUGGUGGCCCAAAUGCCAGGCGGUUUCCCUGCCAUGAAUCAGUUCAUCCGGGAGAAGAUCUAUAAUGCCCUCCUGGCGAUGCGAUCAUCAUUUUCAGCGGAUUUUAAUACACUUCUGCAGUCGUUGCAUGGAAACCAGAGUCAAACUCUAUUGCGGUCCUUGCAUAGUCAUGGAAGUGAGAGCCCACAUGCUCAGUUGGAUAUAGCAGCCCAGAAGUAG